This is a messenger RNA of Gambusia affinis (western mosquitofish), 918 nucleotides long. RefSeq names its product odorant receptor 131-2-like. Gene Ontology annotation, molecular function: G protein-coupled receptor activity. Gene Ontology annotation, cellular component: membrane. The record is from RefSeq and is a predicted model, not a curated record. Bases 40 to 918 code for a protein of 292 amino acids. Gene Ontology annotation, biological process: G protein-coupled receptor signaling pathway. The transcript has 4 exons. NCBI's taxonomy places the organism in Eukaryota, Metazoa, Chordata, Actinopteri, Cyprinodontiformes, Poeciliidae.
AGUUUCUCCAAUGCUUUAGCUAAAAACAUUGUUGCCGUUAUGGUGUGGCUGGCCCUCAGUGUCAUCAACAGCAGCAUGGUGUACACUUUUCUACAGCACAGUGUCUUUUAUGAGAACUCCCGGUACAUCAUGUUCAUCUGCAUGGUGGUCAAUGAUGCUUUGCAACUUACGCUGGUAACAACUCUCUAUGUGGUCAGCUAUGUCUUCAGGAAGAUCCACGUCUCCAUCUGUUGUCUUCUGAUAAUGACGGCAGUCUUCACCACCCGCUCUACCCCUCUCAUCUUGGCUGGGAUGGCGGUAGAGCGCUUCAUCGCCAUCUGCUUGCCGCUACACUACAGCCACAUGUGCACAGUGCCCCGCACCAUCUUCCUCAUCGGUGUCAUCCUCAUCCUCACUGCCACCCCUCCGAUCUCUGACCUCCUCAUCACCAUAAUCAAGGAGCCUCCAAAGUUCUUCCACAGGGUCAUAUUUUGUGACCACUCAUUUCUCUUCUCUGAUCCUUCCAUCUAUUACAAGAACUGUGUGUUUGAUGGAGUGUACCUCUCCUUCGUGGCGCUCACGCUGCUCUACACCUACUGUAAGAUCAUGCUGACAGCGCAGGCUGCCUCCACCAGCUUGGCGUCAGUGAGGAGAGCCAGGAACACUGUGCUGCUUCAUGGAGUGCAGCUGCUGUUGUGCAUGUUGACCUUCGUGGUUCCCUCCCUUCAGGCUGCUCUGAUCUCCCUGUUCCCCCAGCUCAUCCUGGAGAUCCGCUACGUCUUUUUCUUGCUUGUCUACAUCAUCCCUCGCUUCAUGAGCCCAGUUAUCUAUGGAUUUCGGGACGAGCUUUUCAGAAAGUACUGGACCCAGUAUCUGUCCUGGCCCAGACAAAGGGUCAGUGGGGUCAGACCUGGAGCCUUAAAAGAGGACUGCAUAUGA